AUGAGCUACAACAGGAUGUACAGGCGCUCUCCUACUCUCCAUCGCCGCCAAGGUCCCGCCCCGCCCGCAUCGUUGGCCUCCACGGCCUCUACGUCCACGACACGCCCACUCCCAGCUGCAGCAUUGACUUCGACUGUUCCACCCCCAGAUGGUGUUGGCCCCUCCACCACGUCGUCAAGCUCGAGCUCGAGCUCUUCUUCUGCAAGCUCUUCUUCUUCUUCCUCGUCCAGCUCGAGCUCGUCGGCCUCUGCCGCCGUUUCCUCCACUCCUGUAGCCCAGUCGGCUUCCACCGCCGCCGUUUCGUCGCGGUCGACUGCCGUUGUGGCCACGGUGACACAAUCGACGACCCGUUCCGCUACGACAACUCGCGCCGUUGCAACUGCUACCGGUACGGGUGGUGAUUCCGACGGUAUGGGUAUCGGAUCUAUUGCGGGUAUCGCUGUGGCGGCAAUUGUUGGCAUUGCCGUCAUAUCCGCCUUUGUCGUCUGGCUCAUCCGUCGCAAGAAGAAGAACCAAGACAUUGACGAGGAGCCAUUCAACCGCAACUCGUUUAUGCGCAACUCGACGGUCAUUCCCGACGACGACGUGGGAAUUCCGUCACGCACCCGCCCACAGCCGAACAUGGCGGAACGGCAGCCGACGUAUGGCGGAUCGCCGACGUUCAACGACACCGGUUACAACUCGUUUGGCUACAACACCCAACCCAGCUAUGGUGCCCCUCCUCAACCAGGCUACAAUGUUAAUCCCUUUGGGCCAGGCGGUGCCCCCGCGACCCCUCUCCCACACUCGCCCGGAUAUGGUAACACUUACGAUCAAGGUUUCAACCAAGGUGGAUACACUGAGCUGACGCGUGGUGGACCGCACGACUAUCCUCCGUCCCCCCACACGUUUGAUCAGCAAUUCCCUCACCCUCAAUCCCCGUCGUAUGUCGGCCAUGACAAGUUCCCUGCACCUCCGGCAUCGGCCACCAACUAUCCAGAGCUGAGCCCCGCACCUGCUUCGUCCCAGGGCCAUGUUGUCGUUGCCAACAACAAUAUGCAUGAUGGACGUGAGACUCCUGUACAACUCGGAUUUGCUCCCGGCCCUGCUGCUCCUGCUCAGAAUCAGACUCGUGGACCAAAUGGUGCUCCAGCUCCAGGACCACACGGAAAGGCUCGCCCCGAGACGGUCUACGACCCCGAGGACGCAUACGGUGGAAUGUAA
Molecule: messenger RNA, 1203 nt
Organism: Serendipita indica DSM 11827
Lineage: Eukaryota; Fungi; Basidiomycota; Agaricomycetes; Sebacinales; Serendipitaceae
Source: the annotation of a GenBank genome assembly